Cryptomeria japonica (Japanese cedar) is the source of this 1379-nucleotide messenger RNA. RefSeq lists its product as uncharacterized. NCBI's taxonomy places the organism in Eukaryota, Viridiplantae, Streptophyta, Pinopsida, Cupressales, Cupressaceae. The coding region runs from base 388 to 852 and encodes 154 amino acids. The record is from RefSeq and is a predicted model, not a curated record. The transcript has a single exon.
UGCCCCCAUGUUCGCUGUUCAUGAAAUUCACGCCGAGAAAUAAAAAAAGAAUUAUUUGAUAAGCGACUGCGACAAUCCACAGACACCGAAGCUUGCGAUUUAAGAAAUAGUUGAAUGAAAUUAUGCAACCACUCUUCCAACGGAUUAAUCUUUCGUUGACUGCAAAUAAGCACAGGGAGACAGGACAGCGAUAAGAAAGCAAGCAGAUAAGAGCGACGACGUGGAUUUCCCAUCAAAAUACCUUAACCUAAUUAUGCUUUUUGCCCUCUGGAUCAAGCCCUGUCCUGUCAGUAUCAAUUCUCACAACUGGAUGCCAAACAGGACAGCGAUUUUCAGCCUUUCCAUCUGUAUUUGAAGUCGCUUGAAGUUUUUCGUCAUUGUAUUCUAAUGGAGUGUUCAUUGAAAGCAGGUAGAAUCAAUUUGGGAGCAGGAAUUUACCCUCCAGGGGGAUCUGUGAAAUAUCAUGGCCAGAGAUCGCUGCAAAUUGUGGCCCUCGGCUCCGCCUCUGGCGCGCCGAUGGAAAUUACGAACCCUAGCGAUCGUACGGCGAUGGAAGCGGCGGGUAAAGGUAGGGAGGGUUUGGGGAAAGGAGAAUGCAAUCUGCUCCGUAAAAACCCGUGGUGGACUCCAAUCUUUAAAUUUGGUAAAGCCGAGGAUUUGCAGAGCGGAAAUGGUAGUGUGGCGGCUGCGGCGGCGGCUGCGGCGGCGGAGAGCGACGGCAGGGCGCGGAGAACAACGGUGUUUACAGAGGAGAAGGCGAGGGCUUUACGAAGAGAGCUGCGGGAAACAGAAACAUGGCACGAUCUCAUGUACCAUUCCGCCAUUGCCUCGCGCUUGGCCAUCUCUGACUAGGAUUCUUCUGCUUGAAGAUGUGUAUUCCCUUUGCAAAUCUCCACAACCUGUAAAUAAAUCUUUUGUGAUUUUGUUUCAGAUGUCUAUGAAGGGUUUUGUAAUUUUUCUGCUUGUUGAUUUUAAAGAAGAGGGAUCUUUUGCAGUCCUCUGUGUGGCUUAGCCGUCUCUGACCAGGAUUCUGCUUGAAGAUUUGUAUUCCCUUUGCAAAUCUCCACAACCUGUAAAAAAAUCUUUUGUGAUUUUGUUUCAGAUGUCUAUUAAGGGUUUUGUAAUUUUUCUACUUGUUGAUUUUAAAGAAGAGGGAUGUUUUGCAGUCCUCUGUGUGUUCAAAAUCAGUAUCAGCCGUGACGCGAGCAUGGCGUAUUAUGAUAUCCUGUAUUUUGUCUCUGUGUGUAAUUUCCUGUUUUCGUCUCUGCUUGAAAAGCGACUGUAAAUACUCUGUUAAUUUCGAAGGAAUCCGUCGGAUUCUGGUCUGUCUCAGUUACCGUCAAAUUGUUUGUUAAAUAUAUUUCUACAAUUUAUUGUUC